Molecule: messenger RNA, 3025 nt
Organism: Penaeus vannamei (Pacific white shrimp)
Lineage: Eukaryota; Metazoa; Arthropoda; Malacostraca; Decapoda; Penaeidae
Product: streptococcal hemagglutinin
Cellular component (GO): chitin-based extracellular matrix
Molecular function (GO): structural constituent of chitin-based larval cuticle
Source: RefSeq, a predicted model, not a curated record
CAGGGAAGGGCAGGAGGAGCCGCACCUUCCCUCGGCAAGCAUGGCGGGUUGGAUUAGCUCAGUGGUGUUGUCUGCUGCAGCAGUUAUCACACUGGGUUUUCCGUAUCCUGAUGCAGAAUAUAAUAUCCCAAAUGUAGGUGUUGGCAGACGAUCACAAUUUUAUGUUCUCCACUCAGAUGGGGGAUACAAAUACGGAUAUGACACUAAAGAAGGCAACUACGAGAAAGCUAAAUCGGAUUCCCCAGGAAAUGUAAUGGGAUCUUUUGGCUAUACUGAUCCAACUGGAACAGAUAUUCAACUCGAUUAUACAGCUGAUAAUAGAGGAUUUUUACCCAAGGGCAAUCAUCUCCCUCAAGUUCCUAGUGCAGCCACUGGUGAGCUUCCUAUUGCCAAUAUAAAAUCUGUUCACCCUGUUACAUAUUCAUCCCCAGACAGUCCUGAAACUAGAUCUGAUGCAAGUUAUAGCUUUAACUAUGAAACUGAUACCAGUUCCCGUUCUGAAAGUGCUGAUUCCGAUUUAAAUAUCCAAGGAACCUACAGUUUUAGGCCUGAUGAUGGAGUUCAAAGAACUGUCAGUUAUAGAGCAGGGAGUGGAAUUGGUUUUGUUGCUGAAGGAUCCCACUUACCUGUAGCCCCUUCAGAAUCAGGAGCCUCUACAGUAUCUCGACCUGUAGCAGCAACUAAGACUUCAUCUCCUACUACAUAUUCAGCGCCAUCUGGAGUAGCUUCCAUUGGAAGUUCAUCUCCUGACGGAAGUUACAGCUUCAACUACAAGACUGACGAUAGCUCCCGGUCAGAGAGUGCUGAUUCAGACCUGAAUGUCCGAGGAACAUACAGUUUUAAGCCUGAUGAUGGAGUUCAAAGAACUGUGAAUUACAGAGCAGGGAGUGGAACUGGUUUUGUUGCCGAGGGAUCCCACUUACCUGUAGCUCCUUCAGGAUCAAGAGCUUCCACGGCAUCUCGACCUGUAACAGCAACGAGGGCAUCCUCUCCUACUACAUAUUCCACACCAUCUCAAGUGGUUUCUGUUGGAAGCUCUUCAUCUCCUGGUGGCAGCUACAGUUUUAACUAUAAGACUGGUGAUAGUUCUCGGUCUGAGAGUGCUGACUCUGCCUUGAAUGUCCAAGGAUCUUAUAGUUUUAAACCUGAUGAUGGAAUUCGUCGAACUGUGAAUUACAGAGCUGGGAGCGGAACUGGUUUUGUUGCUGAAGGGUCUCAUUUACCUGUUGCCCCAUCACGUACAUCUGGAACGAGCCCAGGUGUGUCAUCUGCAGUGGCGAUAAAGAAAGAUCGUCCUACUACUUAUUCAGCACCUCAAGUGUCUCAGGUCAAAAGUUUUUCCUCUCCUGAUGGAAGUUACAGCUUUAACUAUGAGACUGAUACCAGUUCCCGGGCAGAGAGUGCCGACUCCGACCUGAAUAUCCAGGGAUCUUACAGUUUUAGUCCUGAUGAUGGAGUUCAAAGAACUGUGAAUUAUAGAGCAGGGAGUGGUAUUGGUUUUGUUGCUGAAGGAUCCCACUUACCUGUAGCUCCUGCAGGAUCAAGAGCUUCCAUUGCAUCUCAGGCUGUACCUUCCUCUUUUACUACACAUUCUGCAGCCUCUAUAAGAAGCUCUUCAUCUCCUGAUAAAAGUUAUAGUUUCAGCUAUAACACCGAUGACAGUUCUCGGUCAGAGAGUGCUGACUCUGCCUUGAAUGUCCAAGGAUCUUAUAGUUUUAGACCUAGUGAUGGAGUUCAAAGAACUGUCAGUUAUAGAGCAGGGAGUGGAACUGGUUUUGUUGCUGAAGGAUCCCACUUACCUGUAGCUCCUACGGGGUCAGGAGCCUCCACAGUAUCUCGACCUGUAGCAGCAACUAAGACUUCAUCUCCUACUACAUAUUCAGCGCCAUCUGGAGUAGCUUCCAUUGGAAGUUCAUCUCCUGACGGAAGUUACAGCUUCAACUACAAGACUGACGAUAGCUCCCGGUCAGAGAGUGCUGAUUCCGACCUGAAUGUUCGAGGAACAUACAGUUUUAAGCCUGAUGAUGGAGUUCAAAGAACUGUCAGUUAUAGAGCAGGGAGUGGAACUGGUUUUGUUGCUGAAGGAUCCCACUUACCUGUAGCUCCUACGGGGUCAGGAGCCUCCACAGUAUCUCGACCUGUAGCAGCAACUAAGACUUCAUCUCCUACUACAUAUUCAGCGCCAUCUGGAGUAGCUUCCAUUGGAAGUUCAUCUCCUGACGGAAGUUACAGCUUCAACUACAAGACUGACGAUAGCUCCCGGUCAGAGAGUGCUGAUUCAGACCUGAAUGUUCGAGGAACAUACAGUUUUAAGCCUGAUGAUGGAGUUCAAAGAACUGUGAAUUACAAAGCAGGGAGUGGAACUGGUUUUGUUGCCGAGGGAUCCCACUUACCUGUUGCUCCAUCAGGUACAUCUAGAACAAGUCCAGAUGUGUCACCUGCAGUCGCUACAAAGAGUGCUCGUCCUUCUACCUACUCAGCACCUUCUGCAAUAGCUCAGGUCAAAAGUUCUUCAUCCUCUGAUGGAAGUUACAGCUUUAACUAUGACGCUGAUACCAGUUCCCGAGCCGAGAGUGCUGAUUCUGAUCUGAACGUGCAGGGGACUUACAGUUUUAGUGCUGAUGACGGAAUCCAGCGAACUGUAAAUUAUAGAGCAGGUUCUGCAACUGGUUUUAUUGCUGAAGGCAAACACUUACCUACUGCUUCAACAGAUGUAUCAAGUCAUUCUCAACCUCUUAUUACUGUCAAAACCGCACCUUCAUCAGUUUCUCGCUCAUCACCUGGGGUCCAGUCCUCUCGAAGCCGCACUGUGGGUAAUGUUUUGCUCCACCAAUAUGACCCAACAAGCAAGGCUGGCAAAUAUGGCUAUGUCUUCACUGAACUGCGUCGUUAGUCUUUAGCAUGGCUGAUGACAAGACUCCAGUCCUUCAUGGUGCCUACUCUGCUCGGAUCUCAGCGUUUGAUUGUGUUGUAAAUAUCAAGGAUCGCACUUAAAAUGUCAUAAAAAAUAAACUGCAUGAGAACA